Messenger RNA from Poecilia reticulata (guppy), 1238 nucleotides. RefSeq lists its product as uncharacterized. The record is from RefSeq and is a predicted model, not a curated record. Gene Ontology annotation, molecular function: ubiquitin protein ligase activity. Gene Ontology annotation, biological process: protein ubiquitination. NCBI's taxonomy places the organism in Eukaryota, Metazoa, Chordata, Actinopteri, Cyprinodontiformes, Poeciliidae.
UCUGUUACCACGGGCUCCCUAUUAGCGUUGUUCCUCCCCUUCUACCCACACCCCUCCUACAGCCUCCAUCCUCCCUUCCUUAUCCCUCCACCUGCUUUCGGUCAAACGGCGAACAAAGAGCGCCUCCACCUCUCUGCUCCCCCAGCUGUUGUUGGGAGGGCUUACGACCGGGUAGAAAUAAAGAGAGAGACGUUCCUGUUCCGCCCCCACAAACGCCGCAGACAGUUCUGACAGGCGGCAGCCGAGCCGGACUCUUUCACUCUGUUCACAGCAGCGACACUGAAAAACAGACGAGACAGAUCGGAAUCAGCUCAGCUGGAGAGUCAGCGUGGGAAUUUGAAUUAACUGCUUUGACACAUCGUUGGAAGCUUUUCAGAUCACCCUCAGGGAUUUAUUAUUAUUAAUAUUAUUCACCGCAGCAGCAGAAGGAGAAAAACUCCCAGUGUGCGCCUCACCAUGGUCCUGUGUGAGGAUGGCGAGUGCAGCGUCUGCCUCCUGCCAUACUCCCGCAUGGACCGGAUACCCCGGGUGCUCCACUGCAGGCACACCUUCUGCGAGCCGUGCCUGGAGACGAUAUCCCAGCUGAGGAGCGGGCACCUGGCCGUGUCCUGCCCGCUGUGCCGCCGGGUCACCUGCAUAGGGCGAGAGCGCAGCCUGCAGGAGGCCCUGUGGGUCGACCUGGAGCUGUGGGAGCGGAUACAAGAGGCAGCAGUGGUGGAAGAGCAGGAGGAGGUGGAGGAGGAAGAGGAUGGACAGAAACAAAGAGUGGCGGUGCAGAGGGUGGAGGCUAAACAGCAGCCCGCAUUACAGGCCGAGUGCGUUUCCUGGAGGCCGGCCCCGGCGCGCCGCAGGCUGCCCUCUCUGUUCCGGAGGUUCAGCUGGACCAAGCCGCACCAGGAGACCGUCAUCCCCGGCAGCAACAACGUGGAAAUGAAAUCCUGGCGCCGACUCUCAACAGACGACGUCUUCUAAGAAAUGCAACCAACCGGUGGAUCCAUUUUGUCUUCCUGUUGGGAGACGGUUUUGUCCUCAGCUGAAGGUCUUCCCAUUAUUUCAUCCAGGCUUAAAUCUCCCAGCUGGUGCAGUGGGAUUUAGUUCAGCUGUCCCAGUCCGGCUAACGCCCCCAAAACCCCCUCACAGCAGAUGGUCCGCUCUUCAUCGCUCAGUGUAACUUAUUCUUUUCUUUAUUUAUGACAGUUUGUUGACAGAGUUUGUAAUUAAACUAUUUUUUAAAUAUU